Molecule: messenger RNA, 2391 nt
Organism: Dipodomys spectabilis (banner-tailed kangaroo rat)
Lineage: Eukaryota; Metazoa; Chordata; Mammalia; Rodentia; Heteromyidae
Gene: Comp
Product: cartilage oligomeric matrix protein
Exons: 19
Coding region: 5-2263 (752 amino acids)
Biological process (GO): cell adhesion
Cellular component (GO): extracellular region
Molecular function (GO): calcium ion binding
Source: RefSeq, a predicted model, not a curated record
CGCCAUGGCCCGCGCGCUGCUGCUGCUCCUCACCGCCCUGGGCGCCGCCGGCCAAGGCCAGGUCCCGCUCGGCGGAGACCUGGCCCCGCAGAUGCUGCGGCAGCUGCAGGAGACCAACGAGGCGCUGCGGGACGUUCGGGAGCUGCUGCGGCAGCAGGUCAAGGAGAUCACAUUCCUGAAGAACACGGUGAUGGAAUGCGACGCGUGCGGGAUGCAGCCCGCGCGCACGCCGGGCCUGAGCGUGCGGCCGCUCCCGCUGUGCGCGCCCGGCUCCUGCUUCCCCGGCGUGGCCUGCACGGAGACCGCGAGCGGCGCGCGCUGCGGGCCCUGCCCCGCGGGCUUCACCGGCAACGGCUCGCACUGCACCGACGUUAAUGAGUGCACCGCGCACCCCUGCUUCCCCCGCGUCCGCUGCGUCAAUACCAGCCCAGGGUUCCGCUGCGAGGCCUGCCCGCCCGGCUACAGCGGCCGCACCCACGAGGGCGUGGGGCUGGCCUUCGCCAGGGCCAGCAAACAGGUUUGCACGGACAUUAACGAGUGUGAGACCGGGCAGCACAACUGCGUCCCCAACUCCGUGUGCAUCAACACCCGGGGCUCCUUCCAGUGCGGCCCCUGCCAGCCCGGCUUCGUGGGCGACCAGGCCUCGGGCUGCCAGCGGAGCUCGCAGCGCUCCUGCCCCGACGGCUCACCCAGCCCGUGCCACGAGAAGGCCGACUGCGUCCUGGAGCGCGACGGCUCGAGGACGUGCGUGUGCGCCGUCGGCUGGGCCGGCAACGGGCUCCUCUGCGGCCGGGACACGGACCUGGACGGCUUCCCGGAUGAGAAGCUGCGCUGCUCCGAGCGGCACUGCCGGAAGGACAACUGCGUGACCGUGCCCAACUCGGGGCAGGAGGACGUGGACCGCGAUGGCGUGGGAGACGCCUGUGACCCGGAUGCGGAUGGGGAUGGGGUCCCCAAUGAGCAGGACAACUGCCCGCUGGUGCGGAACCCGGACCAGCGCAACUCGGACAGCGACAAGUGGGGCGACGCGUGCGACAACUGCCGCGCCCAGAAGAACGACGACCAGAAGGACACGGACCGGGACGGCCGGGGGGACGCCUGCGACGACGACAUCGACGGGGACCGGAUCCGAAACGAAGCGGACAACUGCCCCCGGGUGCCCAACGCAGACCAGAAGGACAGCGACCGCGACGGGGUAGGGGACGCCUGCGACAACUGUCCGCAGAAGGACAACCCGGACCAGAGGGACGUGGACCACGACUUCGUGGGAGACGCGUGUGACAGCGACCAAGACCAAGACGGGGAUGGGCACCAGGACUCCCGGGACAAUUGUCCCUCAGUGCCGAACAGCGCCCAGCAGGACUCAGACCACGACGGCCAGGGCGACGCAUGUGACGAGGACGAUGACAACGACGGAGUCCCCGACAGUCGGGACAACUGUCGCCUGGUGCCCAACCCGGGCCAGGAGGAUUCAAAUGGGGACGGCGUGGGCGACGUGUGUCAGGACGACUUCGACGCCGACAAGGUUGUGGACAAGAUUGACGUGUGUCCGGAGAACGCGGAGGUCACCCUCACCGACUUCCGGGCCUUCCAGACGGUCGUGCUGGACCCGGAGGGGGACGCGCAGAUUGACCCCAACUGGGUGGUGCUCAAUCAGGGCAUGGAGAUCGUGCAGACCAUGAACAGCGACCCGGGCCUGGCCGUAGGUUACACGGCCUUCAAUGGCGUGGACUUCGAGGGCACGUUCCACGUGAACACCGCCACGGACGACGACUAUGCGGGCUUCAUCUUCGGCUACCAGGACAGCUCCAGCUUCUACGUGGUCAUGUGGAAGCAGAUGGAGCAGACGUACUGGCAGGCCAGCCCCUUCCGCGCGGUGGCCGAGCCGGGCAUCCAGCUCAAGGCGGUGAAGUCCGUCACGGGCCCCGGCGAGCAGCUGCGGAACGCGCUGUGGCACACGGGGGACACCGAGUCCCAGGUGCGCCUGCUGUGGAAGGACCCCCGCAACGUGGGCUGGAAGGACAAGACGUCCUACCGCUGGUUCCUGCAGCACCGGCCCCAAGUGGGCUACAUCAGGGUGCGGUUCUAUGAGGGCCCCGAGCUGGUGGCCGACAGCAACGUGGUCCUGGACACCACCAUGCGGGGCGGCCGCCUCGGGGUCUUCUGCUUCUCCCAGGAGAAUAUCAUCUGGGCCAACCUCCGGUACCGCUGCAACGACACCAUUCCGGAAGACUACGAGGCCCAGCGGCUGCGCCAGGCCUAGAGACCCCUGUGCCGGCCCUGAUGAGGGAAGGCCUCACCGCGCCUGGCGCGGAGCCGGCGCCAGCCGCGGGGCGGCCCCCGGGGGCCGGGAGAAGGGCGCAGAGGCCAAUAAAGUAUGCGAGGGGGCGA